AUGGGUCAACAGCAGUCUGGAUUCGGAAAGAAUAACGAAAGAGGAGGCGGCGACGCCGAUAAAGAAAAAAAGAAGGUGACUUUUUUUUUCGAACUUCAUUCAGUUUAAAUCUUGGAAUAUUUUUUUUUCAGAAGUAUGAAGCCCCGAUACCGUCUCGAAUCGGUAAGAAGAAGAAGGGAAGCCGAGGGCCUGAUGUGGCUAGCAAGUUACCUGCAAGUAAGUUUCUCACACAUUUUUUUAAAUCAAAAAAUUCUCUCCCCAGUUACUCCUCACGCACGCUGCCGUCUGAAAAUGCUCAAAAGCGAACGCAUCAAGGAUUACUUGCUUAUGGAGCAGGAGUUCAUUCAAAACCAGGAACGUCUCAAGCCACAAGAGGAGCGUCAGGAGGAAGAAAGAGCUCGAGUCGACGAGCUCAGAGGAACUCCGAUGGCCGUUGGAUCUCUCGAAGAGAUCAUCGAUGAUCAACAUGCUAUUGUUUCAACCGUAUGUUAUUCAUAAAUACGUUUCUUUUAGCACGCCUUCUGGUUUUUCGUGAUUUUUAGACAUGUUGGAAGAAAAGGUGUUUAUUAAAGCCUGAAAAGUUUUUCGAAACGAGCUUUGUAAAGUUAACAUUUAUUAUUUUUUUUUUCAGAAUGUUGGUAGUGAGCACUACGUCAACAUCAUGUCUUUUGUGGAUAAAGAACAGCUUGAGCCGGGCUGCUCUGUUCUUCUGAAUCACAAGGUUUUUCGGCUGUAUUUUCUUUUCCAUUUUCGAAUAUUCUAUUCAAGAACCACGCUGUCAUUGGCGUUUUGGCGGACGACACUGACCCUAUGGUGUCUGUUAUGAAAUUGGAAAAAGCUCCACAGGUACUUCGUUUUUGACGAUUGAAUUUAUUUUCAAAGCUCUAUCUUUCCUCAAUCGAAAUAGCUUUGAGAUAUUCCAAAUUACACUUCCCUUGAGCGUUUCACUGUUCUCACAACUUUUUGAGUGGUUUCAGAAUAAACGUUAUAUAUAUAUAUAUAUAACGUUGCGUGUUUCAGGAGACUUACGCCGAUGUAGGUGGCCUCGACCAACAAAUUCAAGAAAUCAAAGAGUCAGUCGAACUCCCACUCACCCAUCCGGAAUACUACGAGGAAAUGGGAAUCAAACCUCCAAAAGGUGUGUUUUGAUAGUUCUUAUUUUGUAGAGAAUUUUUAGGCGUCAUUCUCUAUGGUUGCCCGGGCACCGGUAAAACUCUAUUAGCCAAAGCCGUCGCUAAUCAAACUUCCGCCACUUUCCUCCGUAUCGUUGGCUCCGAGUUGAUCCAAAAAUACCUGGGUGAUGGUCCGAAGAUGGUUCGCGAGCUUUUCCGUGUUGCGGAAGAAAAUGCACCGGUGAAAGCGUUUUUUCUUUAUUUUUUGGAUAAACUUCAAUGAUUCAGUCAAUAGUCUUCAUAGACGAAAUUGAUGCCGUCGGAACUAAACGCUACGAUUCCAACUCUGGCGGCGAACGCGAAAUUCAGCGUACCAUGCUUGAACUUUUGAAUCAACUCGACGGUUUCGAUUCUCGUGGAGAUGUCAAGGUAAUUUUUUUUGCUGAACUUUUAAUAAUCGGUUUAGGUUCUCAUGGCGACGAACAGAAUCGAGUCGCUUGAUCCUGCCUUGAUCCGCCCUGGUCGAAUCGACAGGAAAAUUGAAUUCCCUCUGCCAGAUGAGAAAACUAAACGCCGAAUUUUCCAGGUUGCUUUUAAAUUAUAAUUUUCUGGUUUAAUCCACUCUCUUUGAAGAUCCAUACUUCACGUAUGACACUGGGAGAUGAUGUCAAUCUUGAAGACUUCAUCACAGCCAAAGAUGAGCUCAGUGGUGCUGACAUCAAGGUGAUAACAGGGAAUAACUUUUCUUGAAACAAAGUUGCAGGCCAUGUGCACCGAAGCCGGUCUUUUGGCGCUCCGAGAGCGGAGAAUGCGUGUGACGAUGGAGGACUUCAAGAAAUCCAAAGAAAAUGUCCUGUAUCGUAAAAAAGAAGGUGCACCCGAAGAACUUUACUUGUAAUGUGUGUUUUGGCUCUCAUUCACCCGUGGUUUUAAGUUAUUUUCCGUGUACAACUACUAUACCGCAAUCUUAUUUGAAUAAAUCGUGUCAAUCGAAGUCUCUGAUGUGUUAUCUUGGCUUUGUGUUCCCUUCAAAUCCUCAAUAUUUUGAAAAGUGCGGCUCACAAGCCUUCUUCUGUUGAUUUGAUGGUGCAACUUGCACUUAAAAAAUUCAAAGCGGAGAAAUGAUGAUUGAUGUAUGAAUUUUCAACACAGAUGGGAAAAAAAGGCUUCAAAAAACAUUUGAUAGCUAAAGAUUCUAUCGCUGAAACGCUGGAGAUUGAGAAAGUUGUGGACAAGUGGUCAGCGAUUGAAAACGGAACUGCUGAGAGCGCACGUGAGUUUCACAAAAAAAAAAAAUUGCUUGACGACUUCUGUUUGAAACUUUCAGACGCAGUACAUUUCAAGAGCAGCAACGUCGUGCAAAACAAAGUCAAAAAUUAUGAAAAGGUAAAAUCUUCGCAUGUAGUUCGAAUUUUUUUCGAAGACAAAAGAAAAGCAAAGAAAAUACAAUUCCAAAAAACUCAUCUUUCGAGGCUUUUUCAAAAGUUUAACUUUAAAAAGUAAAAAUUUCUCAGUGCGUUAGAUUUUUGUCAGAGAUUUCGCAAAAAAAAAUCGUAGUUAAAAACCGGGGUUUUGAAUUUUUUUGAAAAAAAAAUGAGUUGCAGUUCAAAGGGAAGAAAAAGCGUUCAAGUGACGGACUAGGUGUUUCACACGUUUUGAUGAACUCCACAACGACUACUCUUCAAAGAGUAGGCAACAAGAGAAGUUCCAGCCAAGCGAACCUCGAAAAACAUCAAGAAGAAAAGGCUGAAAAGAGAAUGGGUCAGUUGCGAAGUCAAUAUGGAUGGUUAUCUCGGUUUUCAGCUCGCGGAAAAUCUGCGAAAAUGUCGAAGCUCAAUGGAAAAAGACUCCAAGAAGGUUCAUUUUUUAUAUGACAUUUGUAAAAAAAACGUUUAUUUCAAAAGAAGAAGCUGAUAGCUUGGAUUCUCGCAGUUUCUACGUAGAAGAGCCCGAUGACACGCUAACUAUGCUGACUUCCAAGCCGACUAGCCGUUCGUUGAACUCCCGUUUGAAGAGUAACUGAAUUUAUAUUGAAGUAAAAGUUGACGAAAUGAUUGGCUUGGAGAGCGACGAUGAGUUGGAUGAGGAGGAAUUUGAAGGUUUUAGUCGCCCUGUUUUGAAACUACUUCUUUUUUUUUAGAAUUGGAUGAAGAAGACUCUUUCGAUGAGGAGGAAGAAGAGGAAGAGGUUGGAAACGGGCUGCAUUUAUGCAUUUGAAAAGUUUCAGGAGGAUUUUGAAAUGUCCGACAUGAAUAAUGGGUUCGUGUUAAAUCCGGAAGACAUUCAAGAAGUGGUGGACGUAGACGGUGAAGAGAUUUCCGAAGACGAAGGUUCUCUUCUCCCGGUUCCUUGGUGACUUUCAAAAAAGUUCAGAAGGCGAAGAAGUUUCUGAUGAAGAAAUUGACGACGAAGAAUCCGAAGUGAGCGACCAAGAUGCAUCUUCCGACGAAGAGACUUUCACUGGGGGUUUCCGUCGAGAAAGUGUUGUUCUUCAGGUAAAUCAAUAACCCUCAUAACAGAAGAUGGGUAAAAAAAAAGAAAUUUUAUAGUCUGUUCAAUGUCAAGCAGCUUACUCCGCCCCCAAGGCUACAAUAUCUUUCGCAUCAAUGUUUGAUCUCAAGAUGACGAUGAACCUUUAAUAUGACUGCCUUUUUUGACUUCUUUUCCUAUCUUUUAGAACAAACAAGAUCAAAAGUCCCGCGCGAUAAAAAAUCGACGCGAAAAGAUACUGUGGCGGCAAGGGCGGAGUUAUUUGGUGGACAUUUAAAAUCCGAACAGACUAUAAUUAAAACAUGAGGGAAAAAUGUCAAUGUAUAAAAUAUAUUUGAUCUAAUGCAUCUCAUGAAAAUGGUAGAGCGAGACCUCACAUUUUCGAAAUUCAAUAGGAACAAAAAAAGUAUCCGGCGUUCGCCGCUUUCACUCUCAAGUAGAUGUGUAACUUUGUUUUGAAGUUUAUUUGAAAAAUGAAAAUGUAACUGACGACGAAAAAAAAGAUGCGCGCCGUAGCGCAACAGGUUGUGUGUCUGCCUACGGUCCACAGGGUCACAAGUUCGACCCCCGCGUCGACCCAACCCGUUUAAGAAAUUUUGGUAGUGCGAAACCACGACUUCAAAACCCACAGUCGUCACACACAGGAACGGAUAAGUCACUCGAGCCAGCCCGCUGAUUAUCACUGAUAUCGGGAUAGGACUUCGGAUGAUCGACUUGAUGCGCCGACGCCGUUCAAGCGGUACAAAGGCGUAGAAAGGAGAAAAAUGAUUUUUUUCGAACAAAUUUUUUUAUUUUCUAAAAAAAGGGAAUAGUUUCUAGUAGACCUAUUUCAACCCUAUGAAUAUUGAAAAUACCUUGUUUUUCUCAUGUCAGUUACUUUUAGAAGCCUCUUCAUUUCCAGAUCCCGAAAGAAAAGAACUCUAAAGCAUCAUCAAAAAAAGUGGCUUCUUUGAAAAAUUUGGGCAAGUUGGACUUUGACGGUUCACCAUUCCAUGACGAAAAUUCGGUUGUGAUGGCUAAUCGCGCCUUUGCCUGGCUCAUUCACUCGUGCGACGUCCAAACAUUCUUCGAGUUUCUUUUCUACCCUCAGAUCUUCCCUUAUUCAUUCUUUUCCAGCCAGUUCUUCCAAUAUUGCACUCUGAUGAUCAAGCGGAGUAGUCCUCACUACUAUGGUAACCUUUUCUCCACACAGCGACUUGUAAAACUUUUGGAAGAGGUGCUUUUUAAAAAAAUUUUGAAAACAGAAAAAUUGGUUGCCAGAAUCAUUUGGAGUACACUACUAACAUAAAUGUUGCGGAUUACAACGAAGGCGUUCGAAAAACUAUGAACGGCGAAGGCCGCGUUUAUCCACAUGAAGUGAAGCAGCAUUUGGCGGUUGGUUUUCCGUGAAAUUAGCAUCAUUUCUUCAGUGUCAUAGAAAAACUAAAUAUCGCAGACUUCCUGAAUCAAAGUUUACAGCUGAAAAGAUCUAUCCAGUUGGUGAACCCGCAAGCUUUCGACGACCGACUUUGGUAUUUGUGUGAAGUGUUGCAAGAGAUGUUCGGAUGUUUUGUUGGAGCGAACACGUCUGUGGAAACGAUGAUUAGACCCAAUGUUCGAGUUACAUUUAGGUACUUGACACCGGCCGGAAGUUCCGGAUUCGCACCGCAUUGGGAUGAAAUCGACGCUUUUCUUCUGCAGAUCGAAGGCAAGAAGUACUGGCGAAUCUGGGCUCCCGAAGAUCUUUCCGACGAAUUGCCGCUCGAAUCCAGUGGUGUGUCAUUGUUUUAAAAACUUGAACGCUGAAAAAAAGGGGGUUUUUAAAAGUUUCCGAUGAAAAAUUUAUGCAAACAUCACGUAAGAGGGUAGCUUGAAAUGAAAAUUUUUUUCUUAUGUUUUCUGUUUCAUCCAAAAAAAAGCUUGAAUUUCAAACAGUCAAGUAUUAAAAGUUUCCAAGAUGGGAAAAAUAGAAUAAAACAAUAAGUCUGUGAAAGCGAAAAAAAAAGGAUUGAAAAACAGUGAAUAGUUAAUUCUUGAAGCUGUUAAUGAGAAGAUGAGCAAGACGUUCAGGAAACUUCACAGAGGAGGACAUGAAAGGAAGGAAGCCUGUGUAUGAAGGAUGGAUAGAAGCCGGCGAUUUCUUGUACAUCCCACGUGGAUUCAUCCACCAAGUUUGGGUUUCUGUUGACUAUCUCCGAAUAUGUUAUUCAGGCUCGGGCUGCUGACGACGUUCAUUCUCUACACGUUACUGUUUCGACCGGCCGUCGUUGGUCGUUUGCCGACAUGUUUGAGAAAUUUGUAAGUUGCUCUCAGGACUUUUUUUUCUAACGAAGUCUUGAAGAUUCCGGAUGUUUUGACGGCUUUCGCUGCUUCUCGUCCGAAAAUAAGAAGAGGUCUACCGGUUGGAUAUCUUGACAUGAGCGGCGUCGCUAAUCUGAACUAUCCUCUCGUGGAUAACUUCUAUGAAAAGUCCGUUUUUUUAAAUCGACAUUGCAAUCGAUGUGUUUUUCUGCAGAUUCGCUGUUCCAGUGGAUCGUCACCUGAGUAUGUUCCGCAACUUUGUGUCUAAGCACUUGCUGGAGAGCGGACUUGACUCCAUGGCCAAGGACUUUUUCAAACAAGCGCUGCCGCCGCGUUUGACCGAGGGUCUAUCUCCAUUGUCCGUUUCAUUUGACAAAUUUUUGUAGAAGAGAAGAAAUACAGCGUGGUGGGGUCUGGACUGAAUCUCCUUGACGAAGAUUUGGUCGAGUUCAGCGCCAAGACUCAAGUCCGACUGUUGCGGAGACACACUCAGAGGUCCCUUUCUCUUUCGCUCAACAGCCCCUUUUCCAAUCAAAAAGAAACAUAUUACAUUCCAUUCGAAUAGCUCUCAUGAUUUGUUCUACUCGUUCAGAAAGAGUUGCAUGACUGAUUAUUAGACUUGUAGGGUGUGGAGAUCGAGAAGAUCUAGUCGAAAGCUAUCUAAACUGAACUUAAAAAAAUGAAAACUAUAUGAACAAAAACUAGCUCAUGCUUUUUUAGUGAAUUUCUAUGAUUGAGUUUUGAAGCUUUUUUUUUCAUUUUUAACCGAAAGAGAGGAAAUUAAAACCCAAAUGGCGCAGAACAAGUCUGCGCCUAACAAUUCGAGAAAUUAUAUAUUAUUUACUUCCAGUCUCUCUCCGUAGCGUCAUUUAUAAUGUUGCAGGCUGAUUUUCGAGUCCGAAGAAAAGUGCUUCAUCGCGCAUCGCGUCUCCAACUCACGCGUCUUCGAAGGUCGUUCUGAAAGCGUCGUCGAAUACCCUAUCAAUGUAAGAUCUUCCCGUUCCUGGCCCGAUAACGACCUGAUUUUCAGUCUGAGCCUGUCUUUGCUCUGCUCGCCAACGCCUAUCCGGAGUGGCGCACCAUAGACAAGAUCUUAAAUGCGAAGAAGACAAAGGUUUUGAUUUUAUUGGUGUUCGCCUAAGUUUUUGGCUUAACAGGAUGUCCCUCGAAAGAGUGUUGUUGCAGCUUUGCAGUUACUCUUCAAAACUGGCGUCCUUCUUGUUAAUAAUGAUUAG
Caenorhabditis auriculariae is the source of this 7117-nucleotide messenger RNA. The record is from the annotation of a GenBank genome assembly. NCBI's taxonomy places the organism in Eukaryota, Metazoa, Nematoda, Chromadorea, Rhabditida, Rhabditidae.